This is a messenger RNA of Cantharellus anzutake, 689 nucleotides long. RefSeq lists its product as uncharacterized. The transcript has a single exon. NCBI's taxonomy places the organism in Eukaryota, Fungi, Basidiomycota, Agaricomycetes, Cantharellales, Hydnaceae. The record is from RefSeq and is a predicted model, not a curated record. The annotation marks the transcript as partial.
UUGGGCCGCAGCAGGAUGAAACGAGAGAAAGAGAUAGGCGGCGAGCCCUGCAAAUGCAGGAGAGCUCAAGGAGUCGGGGCGUUCAAAUCCGAUCUCAAGGUUCGUUACCGAUCUCUUGCUCUCAGUCCGCUCUGCAAUUUUUGUUGGUUUCUUGUCCUUAUAUCCCUCUCCCAUCCCUGAACGCACAUCCCUAUCUCAAUUCGUUAUUAUUCAUCUUGUUUGGAAACCCAUAUAUUAUACACAUAUAUAUACAUUUCAUUAAUUCUUUCCAUUUUUUCGAUUCCUUUCUUCUUUCAUUUUCCGAUUUUGUUGCGGCGUUUGUCACACUUAUCAGUCGCUCGCACGCAUGCGGGAUGACUUGAUUGCAUACGUGGACGACAGGGAUGGACAGGGAUGGGAUAGAUGGAUGAGGAUGGCUGCAUCGACAUCGUCGUCGUCUCCCUCAUCACCAUCGUGUUCUGGGUCCGGAUCGCUCUCCCACUUGAAACAAUUCUAACCCUUCUUCGAUCCCUGGUCUCCUCCGUUCCCUUAUGGUUCUCAUCUCCUAUACAUUAUGCUAAUACCAUUUUGUGCAUCAAGUAGAAUCCACAACACUCAUCCCCGAUCCAUCUUCAAAUUCCUCUUUGUCAUCGUCGUCAGCCCCAUAUAUAACCCAUCACCGCUCUCACCACAAACAUCGUCACCCUCAU